UAUCCGAGAACAAGAGCACCGCCGACCGCACGCCGAGCGCGUUCUCUCUGUCUCCUGGAGUAUUUCUGCAUCUUUUCUCAAACAGGCAACCCGUUUCAGCACCUCCGGAGCUGUUCACGUACUGAACAUCCUCUCUCAGUUGUGAUCAGUUUGUGCGGGUCCAAUUAAAGUGAAUUUGAAAACGACGAGGCUCAGAACGAGGCUGAAGCAUCUUUAAGAGCGCGCGCAUCUCUCUGAGAGCACGAGCAACAUAUGUGCUGCCAAGACUCGGUACAGCACCUCAGUGUGUCCGAGAACGCUUGAAAAAACACCUCACCCGACUUGCUGAAAACUUUCAAGGAAUAUUUACGAGCAUUUUGAAGGGAUUUCCUGUCUGUAACACUGAGUAAAACUGAUACUUUUGGAGAUAUUUAGAGGACGGAAUACGAAGUGAACGCUGCGUUCCGAGAGGGAAUCACAUUUACGCUCCUUCAGUUAAACGGUUCUUCGUCGCGGACGGAAGUUUCUGAGUUUUCUGACGGGAAAAAUGGGCAUAACUGGUUAUGUUGAGCUGCAGUGGAAAUGCCUGAUUGUUGUGGCUCUAAGACUGCUGUUCCUUGUGCCCGCAGGAGUGCCAGCGAGAAGCGGAGAAUCUUAUUUAAAGGACAACAUCACUGUCAGACAAGGAGACAGUGCUGUCUUGAAGUGCAAUGUGGACAACAAAGUAUCAAGGGUGGCAUGGCUCAACCGGACCACUAUCCUCUUCACAGGGAAUGAAAAAUGGUCGUUGGACCCCCGGGUGGUCCUACUAAACACAGCUGUCACUGAAUACAGUAUAAAGAUCAUAAAUGUAAACUUGUACGACGAGGGGCCGUACGUAUGUUCCAUCCUCACAAACAAGAAACCAGAAUCGACAAAAGUGCAUCUCAUCGUACAAGUUCCUGCCAGGAUUGUAAACAUUUCGGCUGAUGUUUCAGUGAACGAGGGCAGUAACGUAAGCCUCAUGUGUCUGGCCAUCGGGCGACCUGAACCCAGCAUUUUGUGGAAAUUCCGUUCUUCAAAAAGUGAGGGAAAAGGUAAUAGAAUCAUUACUGAGGGUGAAUAUGUGGAGAUGACUGGAAUCACCAAAGACAUGUCCGGCUCGUAUGACUGCAUCACAUCAAACGACAUCUCGCCUCCAGACGUGAAAACUGUUCAGGUUACUGUAAACUAUCCACCUGUCAUUUCACGAGUACGGAGCACAGGGACGGCUGUUGGCCAGAAAGGAGUUUUGUGGUGCGAGGUGUCUGCAGUUCCUCUGGCGGAUGUUCAGUGGUAUAAGGGGGAGCGCAGACUCUUCAAUGGACCCAACGGGGUCAAGAUCGAAAACAAGGGUAAACAGUCCAUGCUAACGUUCUUUAACGUCUCUGAAGAGGAUUACGGGAACUACACAUGUGUGGCCAUGAACACGCUGGGAAUAACAAACGCCAGCAUUAUUUUGUACGGCCCCGGAGCGAUACACGAUGUGAACAACGCAGCCUUAUCGCCGACCAGCUCAUUCUUGCUUCUGACUCUCGUUUUAACACUUUCGGUCUUCAGCAAGUUUUGAUGCUAAAGCGGUGUGUCCGUUUCUCUGUACACACACAGACUCACAGUCCCACACACACAGAGGGAGAGUACUUUAUCAGUUAUUAUUAACAUCAUCAUCAUUUAAAUAAUUUUGUCUUAUGUUUUCAUUUCUGAAGGGAAGUUUCAGUGUGGGUUUAUGGGUCUGUAAUGAGACGCUUUGGGAUUUAACCGUGUUUUGAGACAGUGAACUGGACUAUGAAUGGAGUCAGUUUGUUAGCUGGGUAGAAAUAAUAAUAGAACCACUAUAUGUGUCUCGCCAACCUUUUGUAUGUGAAAAGAGAAGCAAAAAUUCAUGUAAUCGUGAAUAACUGAAUGGUUUGUUGCUCGGUAUUGAACAGUGAAUUGAGGUUACUGGUGUCCUGUAAUAUAACAUGAUUUUUUUUAUUUUAUACAUCAAUAAAAAUUACACACAGCAAAAAAGAAAGAAACAAAGAAUAAUAAUAAUAAUAAUAAUAAUCAUAAUAAUAAUAAUAAAGCUUCAAUGGGCCCAGAAAGUAUUUGGACACUUGAAUCACAAUUUAAAAUUACACCAAGUGACACCAACAAGCAAAUUAUCAUUUUUUUUUUUACUAACUUAGUGAACUAACUUCACUUUUCUUGCAUUUCCAUUUUCAUCCUCUUUCAUUUUUUCCCCAAUUACUUUUAAUCCCCUUGGUUCUCAGCGGAUGAAGUCACUUCUCCAGUGUAGCUCAUUACAUAAACUGCAGUAUGAACAUUGAACAUUUCAACAGUUCUAAAACACACAAAUAAAUACAACUACAACAUGAGAUUCACACACAACAUGUGUCCUAAAUGUCCAAAUACUUUUUGGGGAUGCGGUAUGUGAUAUUUGAGUUACUGUACAUGUACAGAUGUAUGCAAACACACAUAAGAUCUAUGGGUUCAAUAUAAUAUAGCACACAGUUCCUAAAAGCAUGUGCAUCCUCAGUGCUCAUCUGCAACUGAUGGUGUUCAAAUGACAAAGGAAUCCCACCGAUAACCUGCACGUGCUGAGAUAUAGUAGGAUAGACUCCUUACCUGGUCUAAUAUGUUUUACGCUGCUCUUAGAGAUGUGUUUAAUGUAGUCGCAGAUGGUAUGCCCUAAUGUAAGCUACAUAAAAUCUGUUCCUCGUAUAAAGACCCUUUAGGAUGACAGCUGUUGCAGGCUGUAUAAUCAUAAACGUACCAAAUGGAACAGAGGAACUGAUCUGAACAGGUUUGAUUUCCUCUAUAAAGUCCAAUAGAGUGGUUUAGUCAGUCUUGAUCUCCACAGGUCACAUUUUAUACCACCAAAUAACCAUCACUCAUUGUAUAUUUUGUUGUAAAUCCCUGUCCAGAUACCUUUGUAUUGUUUUAAACGAAUCGAAUUUGCUUUGGAUGACUCUACUGGAGAGUUUAAACUUCUUUCUCAGGUUUUUGGUGCUGAGGUUCUUUUAAGUGUGUAUGAUUUUGUAUUCUUGAGUCUCGGUGAAGUAAAUUUGACAGAAGCCAAAACUGUUAUCACAAACGAUAUAAUAAAAUGAUAUUUAAUAACUUCUGAGGACAAAGAAGUCCCAGUAGCAGACAUAUUUCCUUGCGUGUCUGUGGGUGAUAACCAUCAAUUUAUCCGUGAUCUUUAGCACUAAUUUCCACACUAAUAUAAUGUCCUAUAAAUGUCAAAUUGUGCAUUUCUGAGCAGAUGGAAGAAUAUGGUAAUCUCAGAUUUCAUCUGUUUCAUAUCCCAUAUCUUUCCUUUCAUAAGUCUGGUGAUAUAGCUGCUGUACUUUCAUACUCGUUACUCUAUGAAAGCUGACCUGUCAACAAACUCAUAAGAUACUUGUGGAAAGUGGAAAAGUCCACUUAUCAGCAGCCGGCAGUGUACAGGAGCUUACAGUUCACCCAAAAAUAAAAAUUAGCUGAAAAUGUACUCACCUUCAAACCAUCCAACAUGAGCUUGUUUCUUUAUCGGAACACUUUUAGAGAAAUGUAGCACUACAUCACAUUAACCAAUAGAUUCUAUGCAGUGAGUGGGUGCUGCUGUCAGAAUGAAAAAAUCUGAUAAAAACAUCACAACAAUACACAAGUACUGUAAUAAACAGGACUCCAGUCCAUCAAUUAACAAUUGUGAAAAAAAUAAAUAAAAUUAAGGCGUUUUCAACUUCAAACUGUUGAUAUCAGCUAUUUGGAAUCUCAUUUUUGACGGCACCCAUUGACUGUAAGGGAACCCCACUAUGGUGGCAUCCUAAAUUUCUUCAAAUCUGUUCUAAUGAAGAAACAAAACCCUUCUACAUCUUGGAUGUCCUGAGGGUGAGUACAUUUUCAGCAAAUUUUAAUUUCUAGGUGAAAAUUCCAUUAAAGUACCUCUAAGAAAAUACAGGCUGUCACAUGCACUCAACCGAGACGACUAACAUUACAGCGCUAAAAGAGACCUUGUCUGUGAGCUGUCUGCAUUCAGCUUCAGUAAACAAUGUCAACAGUGCUAGACAAACACGGUGAAGAGGAAUGAUUCACGUCCAAGGUCUGGCACAUCACAGAGAAAUACAUAUAUGUCCAUAGAUUGUAAAUUACCUUUCAGUUGAUUUUGAAGUGAAUUUCCUGCGCUCUGAUUUGAAGGACGCUGCUCUGUUUUUUUUGCCUGACUUUAGCAUGGCAGAGCUCUUUCAGAAGAUUUGCUCUCAUGGAUAUCAGAUCAUGUUAACACGGAGUUGAAAUAUUAAUUAAAUCUCACUUUGAUUAUGACAUUCAUGAGCUCUUAACAUUAAGCAUGACACUGAACAUAAAAACAUGCAGUAAGUUAAAAAUGCUGUAUGAAAAAAAAGAGAAAUAUAUGCAAAUUCAUUUAUCCUGUUUUUUUUAUUUUAUUUUUUUUAUUGUUAAAUAUAAGGAUGGUGUAUUUGCGGAGAUCCACACACCUUUUCCUUGUUAGCACUGUGCCUUGCGUGCAUUUUAAAAGAAAAAAUAAAUAAUGUGGUCGUGCAAUCGUGUAGAUUCAGUAUCAACCCUGGAAACUUCAGCUUGGGAUGCAUUUUUGUAAGUUGUUAUUUUAAUGUUUCGAAAGACAUCAAAACAUCUUUUGAUAAGUAUCAUUAAUCAUUAAUCUCAGUUGUGUUUCGAGUGAAAUUGCCCAAUGAUUUCUAGUGAAGUUUGUAACAGGUUAAAGUACAUAAGUUGUUCUGUAGAUUAUUAGAGUAUCAUUUUGGUAUGUCAGUUAACUUUUUAAAAUACUAAUAUUGUGACAGUGAAGAAGCUAUUGACAGUGAUGUCAUUUUGCCUGCUGGGAUGGACGGUACAAACCACAGACUUUGGCGCUACAACCUUCACAGUGAUCGGCAGUAGUGUACUGUACAUAAAAUGGCAUUGCAAAUCCAUUUAACUUACAAACAGGUAUACUUCAGAAUGUAAUUGUUUUGCUUUAUUAUUUUUUUUUAUUAUUGAUAUAUUUAUCGUCGUCUGAGGGAACAAAAUAGCAAGCAUUUCUGCUGACCUGAUCAUCAUUAUUUGAAAACUGCUGCAACUAUACAUGGUACAUCUAAUCAUAGCAACAGUGUUUCGCCCAAAAAUCUCUUGGCAAAAAAGUAUUUUGCCCUCCCUUGCAAAACUGUAUUGUAUGUUUGUAUUUAUUUUUCUGACUGUCUCUAUCUAGUUACGAUUGUAAAGUGUAUAAUACUUUAACAUUUGCAACACACAGCUCUCUCAAUGUGCAUGUACAGCCGUAGUUGUAUUUUUCUUUUUUUUACUAUUGGAAAAUGAGUACAAGACUGUUGUAUGUGUUCUGUGUAAUAAAGUUAAGAAUAUUUUCUUCUA
This is a messenger RNA of Carassius gibelio (silver crucian carp), 5349 nucleotides long. RefSeq names its product opioid-binding protein/cell adhesion molecule-like. Gene Ontology annotation, molecular function: cell adhesion molecule binding. Gene Ontology annotation, biological process: cell-cell adhesion. Gene Ontology annotation, cellular component: cell-cell junction; neuron projection. The coding region runs from base 527 to 1567 and encodes 346 amino acids. The transcript is spliced from 7 exons. The record is from RefSeq and is a predicted model, not a curated record. NCBI's taxonomy places the organism in Eukaryota, Metazoa, Chordata, Actinopteri, Cypriniformes, Cyprinidae.